Molecule: messenger RNA, 3170 nt
Organism: Arvicanthis niloticus (Nile rat)
Lineage: Eukaryota; Metazoa; Chordata; Mammalia; Rodentia; Muridae
Gene: Antkmt
Product: adenine nucleotide translocase lysine methyltransferase
Biological process (GO): positive regulation of proton-transporting ATP synthase activity, rotational mechanism; peptidyl-lysine trimethylation; regulation of mitochondrial ATP synthesis coupled proton transport
Cellular component (GO): mitochondrion
Molecular function (GO): protein-lysine N-methyltransferase activity
Source: RefSeq, a predicted model, not a curated record
UGACCAGUGAGCUCCUGUUCUCCUUCAACUGCAGGGUGCUGCUGGGGUUCAGAGCAACUGUACGGUAGUUUGGAAGACUUGGGCUAAUUGGGUUUUUUUUUUUAGGUGGCCUGGGGGUUAAGCAGACAGACAUCACUUCCAGCUCUGAACGAAGCCUUUUAGGGAGGGGUGCUGUAGCCUGGCAGUGUGCCAUUCCCUUCCAUGGUCGUUGUGAGCCAUACAGUCAUCCUUGGCCCGGUCCCGCCCUUGGGGAAGAAUGGGCCCCUCUGUCCAGAGGCCCCUGAGACGUGCUGAGCAUCCAGACAUGGCAAAGCGCCUGCAGGGUGUGGGGUCUCCCCUGCAGGAUCCUGCUUGUUCGUUUCCGGCGGGAGAAAUGGACAAUGGGGUCUCUAAGGACUGUUUCCCGCCGCUGGCCCCAUUGUUGCCAUCCCUGCUUUCCUCCUGGGCCUCCCUAUUGCGCAAAAGGCUAGUGAGACCCUGGACAGACAAAGCCCGUGGCUUGAAAGCCCUUGAGUGAGGUGUGCACUGGGCUUCUUCGGAUAUCAGUCAGAUUCCUGCUGCCUCUAUCUCGUGGCUCCUGGGAAACUGCUUCAGCUCCAGCGCUGAGCAGAGUGGGAGUGGAGUUCUAGAAAUGCGUGACCUCCCUUUAAGGCCUUCCACCUAUCAUCAGUCCCAACAGACUAUUCAUUCAGACUGGGAGAGUGAUAAGGCUGUGCAGAGACCAGACGUAUGGUUUCUUGCCCCAGACUGUGCCAAUGACGGCACCUGGUGGCACCACACCCUACAUAGGCCCUGGAAUGGCUACUUUGGAAUAUUUAGAGUCAGAUAACCUGUGUGUAAUCUGAGGGUGGACACAGAGCAUGCUCCUUUUACAUGGACUGCUUGCUUAUGGAGAGGGAGGGGUGAUGAGGGUAAGAAGUCACUCCUGAAGGGUAGGCAACAGCAUUUUCUCCCUCUCUAUCUGCCUCUAAACUGGCCCCUUACUACUUCCUCUCAUCUCUCCAAGUUUCAUAGAGUGCUAAGGGUUUAGACCCUCAUCUUUCCAUCUGAUAAGGGAAGGCUGGUCCAGCGGCCCCAAGUCUGCUUUAGGAAGCAGAUAGUGAAGGCCCGAAACAGUAGAAGCAGAGACAGCAAGGGGAAUAGUAUGUGUGACCCAAAUCACAGGAGCUAGCCUGGGAAGCCUUGUAGGGACCAGAGACACCUCCAAGUAGAGCCCUAGCAGCUGAGGAGCAGUGUGUGGGUGCCAAUGUCAGGUAAAGUUGCUGGGGCUUUUUGGAUGCUCUAGGUCUGAGAAUACUGCCAGGAGCAGCAGACAAGAAUAGCUGUGUCCAAGCAACCCUGUCUAGAAUUCAAUGUCUGAGAGAGCUCUGGUAUAAUUCUCUCAGUGGCCAGAUUCUGAGCUUGAUGGAGCAGAGCCUCUCUCUGCAGAAUACACGUACACCUGCUGCCUUGGGACACCUGUCCAGCAGAUGGUUUUGGAGGAUAACACUCUGCACCUGGGGGAUAGGGUGGUGGUCCUGGGCAUGUUCAAUUUGGAAGUCAUCACUGUCUCUGCUAGGGAUAGCCAAGGAGGAUUAGGCCAUGAGUGAGCAAAGACAAGAUCUGCCAUUCCCAGACAUUUAGCCUUGAUGUGGGUGGUCGGGGUCCAGCGGCUUGACUCAAGGCACUAUCUGUUUCCAUGCAGGGCCUUACUGGGAGUCACUCAACCCUUUAUUUUUGAAGGAAGGAGAUCUUCCGGGCUCCUGGGCUGUCUUCCACCCUAGGCUGGGCCGGCUGCCAGCACCCAGCCGCUCACAUCCGGCCCCCUCCCUCUAUACUCACUAGAGAGCCAACAUCUGUCGCUAUCUGACCGCCCCACUCCUUCAACCCCAGAAUACUGUUUCCCACCUAAUUAUUGUUGCUGUAGGGUGGGGGGCUGGAAGGACGUCCUCUGGUUUGCUUCUCAGUUUUUGGUAGGCUUUCAGGAAAGGAAGUCUUGGUCAACAGAAUUUGCAUGAGAGUGACUUUCAGUUAUAGGCCCUGGCUAUAACCCGAGGCUCUGAGCCAGGCGCAGUACAGCCUCAGGGGGAUCUAGAACUGAGAUUCCAUAUGGCUGUCUGUAGAGUGGACCCUGAAGUAUGUCUCGGACCGUAGACCCACUCGAGGCAAACUGUCAUUCUCGCUCAUCGCCUGCGUCAUUACGACCCCAAACCAUCACCCGGAACCCAAGGAGGGCCCCCCGGAUGGCUGGGCGGAGAAGAAUGAGUGUCGGACUGGCCCGGGAGGCUUCUUCCACUUCCGGCGUCUGAUCGCAGCCGAAAUCUAGACUUCUGCAGUUGCGGCUGGUGUAGGCUGCUAGCGAGCAGCGUACGGCUCAGGCUGGGGGCAGCGGGGAGGGCAACCGCGUCUAGCUACUGGCUGAGAGCCUUGGGAACUACGACCUUUAACUGAGUGUCUCUCAAUCAUGGAUCACGACGACCCAGCCGAAGCGCUGACUGAGCUGCGGGAGAAGCGGCUGGGCUUGCUGGAGUUAUUGCAAACGGCGGCAGGCUCGGGGUUGGCCGUCUAUGCUAUGUGGGCGCUUCUGCUGCAGCCCGGCUUCCGCCGGGUGCCUCUGAGGCUGCAGGUGCCCUACGUUGGCGCGAGUGCCCGGCAGGUUGAGAACGUGCUGUCACUGUUGCGAGGCCGCCCUGGAAAAAUGGUGGAUCUAGGCUCUGGUGAUGGCAGGAUCGUGCUGGCGGCCCACCAAUGUGGUCUCCGUCCAGCUGUGGGGUAUGAGCUGAACCCGUGGCUUGUGGGACUUGCACGGCUGCAUGCCUGGAGGGCCGGUUGUUCCGGGAGUGUCUGCUACCAUCGAAAAGAUCUCUGGAAGGUGAGCCUCAGGGACUGUCACAACGUGUCUGUGUUCCUGGCUCCCAGUGUGCUCCCACUGCUGGAGGACAAGCUGCAAGUGGAGCUUCCUGCAGGGGCCCGGGUGGUAUCUGGGCGAUUCCCCCUUCCCACCUGGCAGCCUGUAGCUGUGGUGGGCGAGGGCACCGACAGAGUUUGGGCUUAUGAUGUCCAUGGUACUGGGCCAGCUGUGUCUUGUGGAUGCAUCAAGGGCAUCCCAGAGUCCAGUUCUACCUUGGUCUCUAGGGCCCCUGUUUGACAAGCUGGCUGAAUGGAUAAAAUAAAGACUCCGUGGGUUCAAU